AUGAAAAAUAAAACCGUGUUAACUGAGUUCAUCCUUCUGGGUCUAACAGAUAUCCCUGAACUCCAGGCAGCAGUUUUCACCUUUCUUUUCCUUACGUAUUUACUCAGCAUCCUUGGAAAUCUGAUUAUCCUCAUCCUCACCUUACUGGACUCCCACCUUCAGUCUCCCAUGUAUUUCUUUCUCCGGAACUUCUCCUUCUUGGAAAUUUCCUUCACAAACAUCUUCAUUCCCAGGGUCCUGAUUAGCAUCACAACAGGGGACAAGAGUAUCAGCUUUGCUGGCUGCUUCACUCAGUAUUUCUUUGCCAUAUUCCUUGGGGCCACAGAGUUUUACCUUCUGGCUGCCAUGUCCUAUGACCGCUAUGUGGCCAUCUGCAAACCUCUGCAUUACACCACCAUCAUGAGCAGCAGAGUCUGCACCCAGCUGAUUUUCUGCUCUUGGCUGGGUGGGCUAAUGGCUAUUAUACCACCAAUCACCCUGAUGAGUCAGCAGGACUUUUGUGCAUCCAACAGGCUGAAUCAUUAUUUCUGUGACUAUGAGCCUCUUCUGGAACUCUCAUGUUCAGACACAAGCCUCAUAGAGAAGGUUGUCGUUCUUGUGGCAUCUGUGACCCUGGUGAUCACUCUGGUGCUAGUGAUUCUCUCCUAUACAUUCAUUAUCAAGACUAUUCUGAAGCUCCCCUCUGCUCAGCAAAGGACAAAAGCCUUUUCCACUUGUUCUUCCCACAUGAUUGUCAUCUCCCUCUCUUAUGGAAGCUGCAUGUUUAUGUACAUUAAUCCCUCUGCAAAAGAAGGGGAUGCAUUCAACAAGGGAGUAGCCCUACUCAUUACUUCAGUUGCUCCUUUGUUGAACCCCUUUAUUUACACCCUAAGGAACCAACAGGUAAAACAAGCCUUCAAGGAUAUUGUCAAAAAGCUUGUGAAUCUUUAA
Messenger RNA from Mandrillus leucophaeus (drill), 930 nucleotides. RefSeq names its product olfactory receptor 2AP1. Gene Ontology annotation, molecular function: G protein-coupled receptor activity; olfactory receptor activity. The coding region runs from base 1 to 930 and encodes 309 amino acids. Gene Ontology annotation, cellular component: membrane. The record is from RefSeq and is a predicted model, not a curated record. NCBI's taxonomy places the organism in Eukaryota, Metazoa, Chordata, Mammalia, Primates, Cercopithecidae. The transcript has a single exon. Gene Ontology annotation, biological process: G protein-coupled receptor signaling pathway.